UAUACAAUUAUAUAUGAUUAUAUAAACAUUUUUUCUCGGGUAGUGGGUGAAAAACACAUUUUUGAGAAAGAUAUUAGCUUGACAAGGAAAUAAUAUCUUUUGCGGGAUGUCGAGUGACAAGGAGAACGAUAAGAGAAAGCGAGACGGAUCUAUCGGCGACCACGAUGAUUUUCCCUCUCCUAAGCGUGUACAGUACGACGAGAUGCGCAAGCAAAUGAGAGCAUUACAGGGACAAAUGCAACACCUAGUGAAUUUGCAUUUUCAGAGGGACGAGGACACACAAUCGACCGCGGAAGAACAGGAAGAACCUCCACUAAGUGACAUCCUAGAUCUGGGUAAACACAAGGCUGAGGUUAACGCCAAGAAGAAGAAGUAUAUGUGCAAGAAAAUCAUCUCACCAAAAAGACAUGAUCCACAUCGUCAUCAAUAGAAAAUUAUUAAAUCCUCUUCGUUAUAAUCCGAAAAGUAAACACUUCGAAAAAUUGAGAACAGUAGAUAAUAUAGAAACUUUUCUUUGUUGAGUAAAAUAAUCAGUAGGUACUGAAGAAAUCAUUAUUUAACAGUUAUUAAGAUCGCGCUCUUAUUUAAAGGUAUUUUGUGUUUUGGUAUAGAAUAGAAUUGUUAUUUAGUUAAUAAAAUUAAAAAUAAAGAAUGGCAUUUCGACAUACAUGGAGAUUGUUAUCGAAAAAUAUUAUUCCAGCUAUGUCCGUAGGAAUAGUGUUCGCACGUUCUGACGAAAAAAAAGAUACAGAGGAUGAAAAGAUAGUUAAAGUUCAAAUGCCUAAUUUUGAUAAAUUAAAUUAUGAUUUUAUGAUUAAACAAUCGGCUGUUGAAGUUGUAAAUAGUGCUUCCCAAGCUCUAACAAUAGCUUACACCGCUAUUGAAAGCACAAGCCGGGAAUACAGAUUAUUAUUAUCAAAAUUAAUGAGUCUUAUAGAAGAAACUUUAAUUUAUGAAGUGUCUGAUGAACAUCAGGAUUUGAUAAUUGCUGUUAGAUUAGAUGUUAAUAGCAAGAAAAAAAUUUUAAACGAUUUAUUAAUAUACAUGGAUUAUGUACAAAGAAUGGUUGAAGCAGCAUCAGUAGUGAGUAAUUCAGCAGGAAUGGAAAACUUAGCGAUGACUCUGUGUGAAAGAAUGGAUGAUGCUCUUAAACACAAAGACCGAGAAAUUCGCGAUAACAACCUCUUAGAGAAAGAGUAUAAUAAUUUACAAGAGAAAUGUGUUACCGAAAGGCAAGACAAUAAUUUGUAA
Molecule: messenger RNA, 1251 nt
Organism: Cotesia glomerata
Lineage: Eukaryota; Metazoa; Arthropoda; Insecta; Hymenoptera; Braconidae
Exons: 6
Coding region: 652-1251 (199 amino acids)
Source: RefSeq, a predicted model, not a curated record